AUUUAUUGACUAUCUCAAAACUAGUUGGUUCACGUGAGAGAUGUUGUCCUGAUUAAAACAAAACAAAGUGAUGUUUUUUUAUUAGUAGGCCCAUAGGCCAAGUGUGUAUCAAAUCAAAACACAUUAUACCAGCAAAAUCACACAUCACCUCUCAACCCCAGAGUGUAUUUUCACACAUCAUAAAAACUGCACAAGGAUAAAGGGACAUUAUCAGCAAAGAUUUUUUGUAUUUUUGAGUCGCUUAAUAAAAGUUGUCAGAUUUUGUCCUAGUAAUUUGUUUUAGAAAACAUUACUUAAAGGUUGAAACUACUUAUAUUAAUGGAUGAACAAAUAAAAGAGGUUAACUUGUUUUUGGUUGGAAAAACUGGAUAUGGGAAAAGUGAAACAGGUAAUACGAUCCUGGGCGAUCAGAGAUUUGUUUGCUCGUCUGAUGGUUUGCCCAAAACAUUAAACAUUGAAAGCGGUGAUGUAUAUUUUAAAAAUUUCCAUCUCCGAGUAUUUGAUACUCCUGGUCUAGCAAGUUCUGAGGAUGUGAAAGCACCCAAGAUGUCCGUUGUAAGGAGAGCCCAGGAUAUCGAGCCGUUUAUUCAACCCACAGGUUGUCAUCUCUUUCUUCUAAUCAUGAGAUUCGGUGUCCGUCUGACCCAGGAAGAAUAUAACUGCAUAAUGGUGCUGAAAGAAAUAUUCGGGUCAGACUUCAUAGAACACUUUGGCAUCAUUUUAAUGACUCAUGGCGACCAGUUUGCCAAACAAGUUCCAGAUUUCAGCUUUAAAGAUUGGUGCCGAAACCAAGAAGGUUAUUUCAAGCAAUUAUUUCGCGAAUGCAAGGAAAGAAUCAUUUUAUGGGACAAUGUAAAUGUGCACGCAAGAGAAGACCAAGUUGGAACUUUAAUAAGUAGCGUAGGUGAAAUAACUAAGACUGAACAAACUUACACUCGUAGAAAUUUUGAAAACGCCAAACUGCAGAGAAUUUCUAAAAAUCCUUGCCUAAAUGAAGAGCUACAAUCUAUUUGUAAAGAAUUAGAGCUGAUUGGAGAAAGUAUAUUAGAGGAUCGUCUUGAAAAAUACAAUCUGUUGUUAGAUAGAAUGGACAAGAUGCUUUACACUUUAACAAAUGAAAGCAAGGAAGUGAAACAAAUGUCCAAAGAAAUAACUGAAGUUUUAACAAAUCGUUUGGAUUCUGUUCUAAAGAGCAUACAAAUGAAUGAUAAUCAGCCUUGUGGUCCAAGCAAAAGCGUUGCUAAGAAUGAAACUUCAUUAAAUAAAGCUGAUGAUGUUUCUGUAGGAUCUGAGCCAGCACUGCAAAGUGAAGAUAUCAAGCUUGAAGAACAAAGAAAAUCUAUUCAAGAACAAUGCGAACGAGAACGGCAGGAACUGAUGGAAAGCGUUAAGCAGGAAGCCACCAAGAAAAAGAAAACAUAUUUUAAGAAGAAAAAGAAUAAAGAGGAGAACGAUCCUUUAUUAGAAACAGUUCAGCUGAUGAUGGAUGCCAUUAACAAAAAAGAAGAGCGGAUGUUAAAGGAGAUUGAACUUCAACAGAGCAAACUUGCGAGUGAAAGAGAAUUAGCUGCCUUGAAAAUACGUUUAGCAAACGAUAAAUACAAUAAUCCUUUGCAGCUUCUAUAGUUGAUUAGCUAUGAAGAGAUGAGACAGAAGUCAUUGUAAAUAGUCCCCAAGACUAAUGUAAAUAUACGGAGACCUUCAUAUUGUAUUGUCAUACUAAAUCUAUUUUUAUUUAAUAGUCAUUGUAACAAAGUAAUGUUUUGUUUACUAUUAGUCUAAUGCAAUAUGUUUCCAACUAUCUGCAGUUAUUUUGGAUGCACAAAUUCUUUAUUUCAGAACACUUCAUUUUUCAAAAACGGUUAACUCAUUUUUGUCAAAUGUGAAAUAAGUAUAUUAUUCAAAAUGUUACCAAACGCAUAUUUUCUAAACCUUCUUCUUCUUUGUUUUCAUUGAACAAGUCGGAGGGUUCAGAUCAGUAAUCCUAUAUCUGAGAUGAACCGCGCAGUGGUUUUCAGGUCAGGCAGUUCUCCGUAUAGUUUUUGUUCUAUAUCAGCGGUUCUCAACCUUUUAGUCUCGGCGACCCUUUUUUACCAUCCCCCACUCUGUCGCGACCCCCCCCCGCACACACACACAGCAAUAUAAGAGUAGACAAUAAAAAUCAAUUUUUUCGAUGGUCUUAUGCGACCCCUGGCAAAUCGUCAAUCGACCCCCAAAGGGGUCGCAAACCACAGGUUGAGAACCCCUGUUCUAUAUGAAGGUUUUGGGACCAGAGUCAUGUUUGGGACACUUGAUAAAGUAUGCAGCUAUCUAAACCUGUAAGCUAUGAAGUCCAGGCAAGGGAGAAGGUGUAUUUUUAGUUACAAAUCUUUUAUCAACUAACUCACCCUAUCUGUCAGUCGGGUAAAUAGUUUGCACACGUGAUUUUUCCUCACAUCUAAUUUCGGAUUAUGUUUAAUUUUUGCACACUUAUCUCUUUUGCCUUACAACACUAGAAUCAACUUUAAAAAAAAUAACUUAUUUGUUAUUUAACUAUUGGUAAUUAAUUAUUUUGUUGGUAUCGAAAAAGGGAAAGAAAUUUUCCUUCGAUUUUCCGUAUAUAGUGGUAUACGUUGAAUUAGACACUUUAUAUUUAUUGUAGAGAAAUGAGUCGUCACUUAAAAGUUUCAAUCUAUCAAAAGACAGAUAUGAAACCUUCUUUGUUUUUUUUUAGGUCCCCCCCCCCUUUUCUCUUUUUUUCCAACUGGUCCAGACAAAUAAUAGGAUCAAAGAGCAUUGAGAAAGCUAAAAGCAUGAAACUGCACUAAAGAAAAACAAUUGGUAAAAACAUUUCUCAUCGCGCAGAAUUAUCACUGUAAAUUUAGAUCUAGAUCUAUUUUAAAUUUAAUUAAAUGACUGAUCCAAACUAAUUGUCACUGUUACACUCAAUAAAAGUUUUUUUAAUUAUUA
This is a messenger RNA of Biomphalaria glabrata, 2949 nucleotides long. RefSeq lists its product as uncharacterized. Bases 319 to 1626 code for a protein of 435 amino acids. The transcript is spliced from 3 exons. Gene Ontology annotation, molecular function: GTP binding. Lineage: Eukaryota; Metazoa; Mollusca; Gastropoda; Planorbidae. The record is from RefSeq and is a predicted model, not a curated record.